Funneliformis geosporum is the source of this 1098-nucleotide messenger RNA. The record is from the annotation of a GenBank genome assembly. Lineage: Eukaryota; Fungi; Glomeromycota; Glomeromycetes; Glomerales; Glomeraceae.
AUGCUCAAAGCCAUUGAACGCAAAGCCGCCGAAUUAGAACAAGAAGAACUAGAUAAGCCCCGGAAAAUGAGAGAAGAAGCUAUCAAAAGCGUAGAAGAUUAUCGCGAAGAAAACGAAAAACAGUUGCCCGAGAUUAAAAAAAUUAUUGAGAAAUUUACAGAAAAGAUUAAUAAUACUCCGGUUAAUGAUUUAUCUUCGGUUAUUGAAAAAGCAAUUAAACUCAUUGACGAAAAGAGAAAAAAUAAAGUUAAACCUAAUCCAGUCCGCGGAGAAAUGAAUCCUAAUGAUUUAAGUAAUUUAGACAAUAAUGCUUUAUUUUAUGGUGCUCCGCGAACCGGUAAAUCAGUUAUGACCGAAAAGUUAGCUUAUGAGGCUGAUAUUUAUCCCUUAGUAGUAGUUCAAGGUUCAAGUUUAACUCCUAAUAAGUCUAACAGAGAUGCUAAUGUCGAUGUCUUAUUAAAGUUCUUCUUCACUCUCAGUAGCAUAACCUAUGAUUUAGCAGAUGAUUAUGGCUUUGAGAGAGCAGAAAAUGGUGAAGUUAGGCACAUACUUUUCUUAGAUGAAGCCGACCAGAUAUGCACCAAUAAUUUUGAACGACCGAAAGAUGCUUCUACCGAAUUAACUUUUUUAAAAGAAUGCAUGGGAACCGGUAGAUUAAGUAAUCCCCUAUCUUUCAGUUGGACUCUAAAUGAAUUCAUAAGUUAUUCCGAUGAUGCUGGUAUCAGCUCUCAAUUUCCCCAACAUUGGAUAGAAAAUAAAACUUUAAAAGACGAAGAUAAUAAGUUAUACGACAGCAAGCAGUUAGAAAGCUUUGCGGGCAAGUUCGAAAACCCACGAAGUCCUAAAAUAGAGGAAGUUUUAGUUAAUGUGGAACAAACUAUGAAGUUAACUGCUAACAAAAUUAGCGAAGAUAUUAGCAAAGCCAUUGAUUCUCGCUUAAAUGAACUAAAUGAUACUGCCAAAGAUAUCAAGGACGAAAUUCAAACUGGACAAGACAAUAUGAACAGAGAUGUAGGAAGAGCACUCGACAGAAUGUCUCAACUCCUAUCUGAAAUAGGAGGAAAUAUAGGAAGCCGAGGAAGAAACCGAAGCCCUUGA